Hipposideros armiger (great roundleaf bat) is the source of this 3522-nucleotide messenger RNA. It is a transcript of the gene CDKAL1, whose product is annotated as CDKAL1 threonylcarbamoyladenosine tRNA methylthiotransferase. Gene Ontology annotation, molecular function: tRNA (N(6)-L-threonylcarbamoyladenosine(37)-C(2))-methylthiotransferase activity; 4 iron, 4 sulfur cluster binding. Gene Ontology annotation, cellular component: endoplasmic reticulum. The transcript has 15 exons. The record is from RefSeq and is a predicted model, not a curated record. The coding region runs from base 139 to 1596 and encodes 485 amino acids. NCBI's taxonomy places the organism in Eukaryota, Metazoa, Chordata, Mammalia, Chiroptera, Hipposideridae. Gene Ontology annotation, biological process: tRNA methylthiolation.
ACGUGGCGGGACGUAUGUGUCAUGGCGAGCUCCAUCUGAAGUCUCCGCAGGUUCGGGAGAGCAGCGUGUGCACCCUUUCACUUUGGACUAACUCAUCUUUCCAAGAGGGUUUGAGACUAGUUGCAGAUAAUCAAGAAGAUGCCUUCUGCAUCCUGUGAUUCACUGCUGGACGACAUAGAAGAUAUUGUGUCAGAGGAAGAUUCAAAGCCACAAGAUAGGCUUUUUGCAAGAAAGCAUGUUGUUCCAAAAGUGCGAAGGCGAAAUACCCAAAAAGAUUUACAAGAGGAAAACAGUCCACCAAGUGAUAGCACUAUUCCAGGCAUACAGAAAAUUUGGAUACGAACAUGGGGUUGUUCUCAUAAUAAUUCAGAUGGAGAAUAUAUGGCUGGACAACUAGCUGCUUAUGGAUAUAAAAUUACAGUGCGUUUGGUGUCUUGCACCGACCCCGUGGUGCCGGUCCAGGCCUCCCAGGCAGCCCUCACAAGAGACCCCGCCCCGAGCCUGCCUCUUUCCCCCAGUACCUUCGUUUCUGAGGAGCCCUCUAUGGUGGGAGAAGGAGCUGCUGGUGGUGAAGAAAAUGCCUCAGAUGCAGAUUUAUGGCUCCUGAAUAGUUGUACUGUAAAAAACCCGGCUGAGGACCACUUUAGAAACUCCAUUAAAAAAGCGCAAGAGGAAAACAAGAAAUUAGUGCUCGCUGGCUGUGUUCCUCAAGCCCAGCCUCGUCAGGACUACCUGAAAGGCCUGAGUGUCCUAGGGGUUCAACAGAUAGAUCGUGUAGUGGAAGUUGUGGAGGAAACAAUUAAAGGUCACUCCGUGAGGCUGCUGGGUCAGAAAAAGGAUAAUGGAAAACGGUUGGGGGGAGCACGACUGGAUUUGCCAAAGAUUAGGAAGAACCCCCUGAUAGAAAUCAUUUCCAUCAAUACCGGGUGUCUCAAUGCUUGUACCUACUGCAAAACUAAACAUGCCAGAGGGAAUUUGGCCAGUUAUCCAAUUGAUCAACUAGUGGAUAGAGCCAAACAGUCUUUUCAAGAGGGUGUGUGUGAGAUAUGGCUGACCAGUGAAGACACUGGGGCUUAUGGCAGAGAUAUUGGCACCGAUCUCCCCGCACUACUGUGGAAGCUGGUGGAAGUGAUUCCCGAGGGAGCAAUGCUGAGACUUGGCAUGACAAAUCCGCCCUAUAUUUUAGAGCAUCUGGAGGAAAUGGCUAAAAUCCUUAAUCACCCCAGAGUCUACGCUUUUCUGCACAUACCAGUCCAAUCUGCCUCUGACUCUGUACUCAUGGAAAUGAAAAGAGAGUACUGCGUGGCCGACUUCAAAAGAGUAGUGGAUUUUCUGAAAGAGAAAGUUCCUGGAAUAACUAUUGCUACAGAUAUUAUCUGUGGUUUUCCUGGGGAAACAGAUCACGAUUUUCAAGAAACAGUGAAACUUGUUGAAGAGUACAAAUUUCCAAGCCUCUUUAUUAACCAGUUUUACCCAAGACCAGGAACACCUGCUGCAAAAAUGGAACAAGUUCCAGCACAAGUGAAAAAGCAAAGAACAAAAGAUCUUUCUCGGAUAUUUCAUUCUUACAAUCCAUAUGAUCACAAGAACUCUUAAUGGAACUCAGCCAUUUGCAGCUCCUACUGGCUUCCUCUUCAUAUCCUUUGUGGCAUUGUAUCAAAGUCACCUCAGAUUACUUUGGCUUCCCUUGUGAAGACUUCAUUCCUUUACAAAUUAGUCAUCAGGCAAUGAGGAACUGAAUAUAAAUGCUAGAUGGAGUUCCUUUUGAUCUUUGCUUUAAGAUUGGUAAUAAAUUGUAAGUAGCUAGACUGCUCAAUGAGUGAUUUUGAAGCUUCCAAGGUUUGGCAUGUUGGCAUUCUGUUUUAUUCUGUAUGUGCAGUGAGAGAAAAGAGAAACGUUUCCUCCUAAGCAGCUCCUGCCCCUCAGUAGCCUCUCCCCAUUUUACCAAGCUCCAUCAGGGCAAGUCUGAGUUACUUUUAACCUUGUCUCAUGUUAUUAAAAUUAGUGUCCACAAAGACUAGAAUUCCAGGGACUGAGUAGCGAGCACUCUUCGCAAUCUCAGAACGUUCCUUUCCCGUUAAAUAAAAUAAUAGAGGGCUGUGAUUCAAAUUACUUUGUCAUUUUAAUUAACCAAUUAUGUUCAAACAAAUUAGCUUUCAAGGCAGAUAGGUUUUAGUGUAAAAUGUUUUUUAAGAGGUGGUUAAAGUUGGUUUAAGCAUCUCAUGCACAGUGAGAUUUCUGGGGUGACCUUUGGAUUAAAUAUAUGCAUAUAUUGUAAAUGAAAGCUUACACAAAAUAAAAUAUAGGCUGUCUGGGAGUUGCUUUAAGAAAGAAUUCAAGGAGAGAAGUGAGUAUGAGAGAAUGAAACAAGGUUGGCCAUGUGCUGAGGAUUAUUGAAAAUGAAUGAUGGGUUUGUGGGGGUUCAUUAUUCUAUGCUGUAUAUUUUUUUCUUUAUGAUUAAAUUUUUCCAUAACAAAAAAAGAUGCGAAAAGUAAAAUAAACUGCGGUCUGCUCCUUGGAGUAAAUGUUAUGACAUUCUUUUCCUCUCUAGCUAGAUUCCUUUUAUUGUUAAUGUUUCCCUUGAUGUAAAUUUUUACCGAAGAAGGAAUACUGCACAUUUCAGUGGGUUCAUUAUGCUGAGUAAACUCAGAAACACAACUCCUGUUCUUAAGUUGGCAUAAUUUCCUGAGGCUUCAUCCCAAAUUAUAGUGGGUCACUUAAAUGACAGCCUUCCCUACUAGAAACUGCUAAAACAGUUGUAAUUACAAAAGGUAGAUAGUACAACCGUUUUGUUCUCAGGGAGUCGGUUAUAUUUGCUCUUCUUUUCUUUCACCCAAACCAAGAUUGCUCCUACCUGACCCCAGUCACAGGAAAGUCACCAGGUUAAACAAACUGCGUGGUUUGAGUCAGGCCAGGUGCAUUUCUUAAUCAUACUCUAAAGCCAUUGUUUAGGUUGCAAACGGUCAGCUGGUCUUGUUUUAAAUGCUGUUACAAAAACAAAUAAAACUUAGAGCAAAAUGUGCACUUAGGAAAAUACCUGAUCUGAAGACACUUGCUGGAGACUGGAAGAAUUUCAUUUUGGACUGUUAUCUCCAGCUCCAUGUCUAUUUAAAAAGAUAUGUUUUUCAGGAGUUCUUAUAUGAUAGAUUUAUACAGAAAGGCUUUGACCAAAGCUAAAUUCCCACUUAUCUGUCCUAAUAAAAGGGAACAUUGGUGAAGGUAAUCCAAAGCAGCAGGUAACCUGAUUGGAUUUUGUACAUUAUGUGCUUUCUUCUGUUAUUUUAAUAAACACAUAAUAAACAUUGCUUGUAAUUUCCGAAAAUACAUCAUCCUAACUACCAGGAAAGGUUCAGGGCCAGAGGCUUUCUAGGUCACAGAAAGCCAACCUAGAAUUGAGUUUUUCUUUUGGAUAAGUCAAGCGUAAGCACAGUAGGCUAUAAUCAGGACACUUUCAUCACAACUGUGCAAAUUCGCGUGUGGUUUCUGUCUUUGGCCUGAAGAAAAUAUCGAUAUUGCCAUGUA